Zophobas morio is the source of this 774-nucleotide messenger RNA. RefSeq names its product tigger transposable element-derived protein 4-like. Gene Ontology annotation, molecular function: DNA binding. The transcript has 2 exons. The coding region runs from base 1 to 774 and encodes 257 amino acids. NCBI's taxonomy places the organism in Eukaryota, Metazoa, Arthropoda, Insecta, Coleoptera, Tenebrionidae. The record is from RefSeq and is a predicted model, not a curated record. Gene Ontology annotation, cellular component: nucleus.
AUGUCUCAAAAGAAGAGAAUUUUAACGUUGAAAGAAAAAAUCAAAAUAGUGGAGUUUUACACUAAACAUAAAGUUAGUGCUCGAGUCUUAGGAAAAACAUUUAAAAUUGGUAAAAGUCAGGCGGCUACCAUCGUAAACAAAAGAAACGAACUUCUAAAAGAAUGGGAAACAAGCGUUAAUGUCAAUAAGAAGCGCACUUUCUUCAAACCUGAAGGUCUAAAAAUUGAUCAACGCUGCUACGAGUGGUUCAUCAAAGCAAGAAAUAAAAAUAUUCCACUGUCUGGGACAAAGAGACACAACAUCACCUUCAAAGCAGUUAGUGGGGAAGCAGCUAGUGUAAAUCAAGUAGAUGUGGCGGAGUUUGAAGAAAAACUUCCUUCAUUGAUACGCGGUUAUGAUGCACGUGAUAUUUUCAACGCGGAUGAAACAGGGUUGUUUUUUCGGGCAUUGCCCACUAAAACUUUUUCAUUCAAGGGUGAGAAGUGCUCCGGCGGAAAACUGGCAAAAGAAAGAUUGUCUAUUCUACACAAUGUGAAUAUGGCAGGGGAACGUGAAAAAUUAGUCGUCAUUGGUAAAGCUGCUAGACCGAGGGCUGUUGGAAGAAUUAAUUUAAACACUUUACCCGUUUCAUGGUAUUCUAACCAAAAAUCUUGGAUGACAUCCGACAUAAUGAGUGACUAUCUGCAGAAAUUUGAUAGAAAAAUGGCUUCUCAAAAACGGAAGAUGCUUCUUUUUCUGGACAAUGCGGCAUCGCACCCCAAAACAAAAACUUAA